AUGACCUCGCCGCCACCCGCCAUCCUCUCCCUCCACGACACGAUCCCCCUGCCCGGCACCGACACAGCCAUCCCCCGCCUCGGCUUCGGCGUCUACCAAACGCCGCGCUCAGCCUGCAAACAAGCCUGCCUCUCCGCCCUGACAGUUGGCUACCGCCACAUCGACUCAGCACAGCUCUACGCCAACGAAGCAAAGGUCGGCCACGCCCUGCAGGCCUCUCGCCUCCCCCGCGCCGCCGUCUUCCUGACGACCAAGAUCCACCGCAAAGACGGCAGCGCCGCCCGCACGCUGCGCUCCGUCCGCGCGAGCGUGCGCCGCAUGACAGGUUGCGACGACAAGGGCGACGGCGACGGCGAGACGGCCCCCCCUUACAUCGACCUGGUCCUCGUGCACCGGACGUGCCGCAAGCGGCGGGCGCUGUGGCGGGCGCUGGAGACGGUGAAAGGGGAGAGGGGCGAGGCGGCCGGUGGGCAGCGGGCGCUCGUCGCCUACUGCGAACGGCACGGCAUCGUUGUCCAGGCCUGGAGCCCCCUCGUGCGCGGGACGAAAAUGGCAGACCCGACGCUGCGCCGACUCGGCGAGAAGCACGGCAAGACACCGGCGCAGGUGCUGGUGCGGUACAGCCUGCAGAAGGGAUGGGCGCCGUUGGUCAAGAGCACGUCUGAGGCGCGGAUGAGAGAGAACGCCGACGUGUUUGACUUUGCGCUCGAGGGGGAGGACAUGGAGAUUCUCGACGGGCUGGACCAGGGCACGGAGGGCGCUCUCUGUCCGCAUCUCAUCCAUUAA
Molecule: messenger RNA, 786 nt
Organism: Verticillium dahliae VdLs.17
Lineage: Eukaryota; Fungi; Ascomycota; Sordariomycetes; Glomerellales; Plectosphaerellaceae
Product: 2,5-diketo-D-gluconic acid reductase B
Exons: 2
Coding region: 1-786 (261 amino acids)
Molecular function (GO): oxidoreductase activity
Source: RefSeq, a predicted model, not a curated record